GGGCUUUUAUCGGCGAAGUCCACCAAGAGGAGAUGGCUGAGCCGUCAGGAUCUCGGCACCACUCGCGGUACAAACUCGUGGGCUCGCCUCCUUGGAAAGAGGCUUUCAGGCAGGGAUGCCUGGAGAGAAUGAGAAACAGCCGGGACAGGCUCCUGACCAAGUACCGCCAGGCUGUAGGCAAUAUGCCAGGGAAAGCUCAGAAGACCUUUCUAGUGCAGGAGGUGAUGGAAGAGGAGUGGAAUGCUUUGCAAGCAGAGGAGAACUGUCCAGAGGCCUUGGUUCAGUUGGAGGAGCAGGUGAAUCUGGCUGUGCUGGAGGAAAUCCAACAGGAGCUGAUUGACCAAGAACAGUCCAUCAUCAGCAAGUAUGAGAAGAGCUUGCAGUUUGAUGAAAAGUGUCUCAGCAUCAUGCUAGCUGAGUGGGAAGCAAACCCCCUCAUCUGCCCUGUGUGUACAAAGUACAACCUGAGAAUAACAAGCGGUGUGGUCGUGUGUCAGUGUGGUCUGUACAUCCCAUCUCAUUCUCCAGAGUUGACAGAGCAGAAGCUUCGUGCCUGCUUAGAGAAUAGCAUAAAUGAGCACAGUGCACAUUGUUCCUACACACCUGAAUUUUCAGUCACUGAAGAAACAGAAGCAACAUCCAGUCUUCUCAUGAGCUGUCUGGCUUGUGAUACUUGGGCUGUGAUCCUCUAGAGCCAGCCUGGACUCACAUCAUUCUUCUCGGGUGACAGCAACUCAUUCUCUCUGAGAAAGGCCUUAUAUAUACAAAUCUUUAUAUUUUGCAUUAAAACUUUUCAAACAUC
Molecule: messenger RNA, 802 nt
Organism: Cynocephalus volans (Philippine flying lemur)
Lineage: Eukaryota; Metazoa; Chordata; Mammalia; Dermoptera; Cynocephalidae
Gene: RPAIN
Product: RPA interacting protein
Exons: 7
Coding region: 33-692 (219 amino acids)
Biological process (GO): protein import into nucleus
Cellular component (GO): PML body; nucleus
Source: RefSeq, a predicted model, not a curated record